AUGGCAAGAAGCAAGGCCUGCAAUUUGGCAGCUGCUCUGCUGCUGCUGGUGAUGGUGGUCUUCAUGUGCAUGCCCUACGGUGGGACUGUGGAGGGCCGGCCGGUGCCGAGGAAGGACCUCGACGUUGGGUUGGGUGGCGGUGGGCAGGGGCUGGGUGUUGGGAUUGGUGUUGGUGUUGGUCUCGGGGUCGGGUUGGGGCCUGGUGGUGUGUCCGUGUCUGGUUCUGGGUCUGGGUCUGGCUCAGUGGCUGGGGUUGGCUCUGCCUCUGGGUCAAGGUCUGGCUCGGUCUCAAUUGGAGGAGCGAGCUCGUCAGCUGGGUCCAGUGCAGGUGCUUCCGUUGGAUCGGGUGGGUUAAGGGUAGGGUCCUCUGCUGGAUCUUCGGCUGGAUCUAGUGGUGGAUCGGGCACUGGAAUAGGCAUUGGAACUGGGCAAGGAUCUGGGUCUGGCUCAAGCAGAAAUCCUUAA
Oryza brachyantha (malo sina) is the source of this 465-nucleotide messenger RNA. Its product is annotated as glycine-rich cell wall structural protein-like. Lineage: Eukaryota; Viridiplantae; Streptophyta; Magnoliopsida; Poales; Poaceae. The record is from RefSeq and is a predicted model, not a curated record. The transcript has a single exon. The coding region runs from base 1 to 465 and encodes 154 amino acids.